Mercurialis annua (annual mercury) is the source of this 1663-nucleotide messenger RNA. Its product is annotated as transcription factor TGA7. Gene Ontology annotation, molecular function: DNA-binding transcription factor activity; sequence-specific DNA binding. The transcript is spliced from 9 exons. The record is from RefSeq and is a predicted model, not a curated record. The coding region runs from base 309 to 1418 and encodes 369 amino acids. Lineage: Eukaryota; Viridiplantae; Streptophyta; Magnoliopsida; Malpighiales; Euphorbiaceae. Gene Ontology annotation, biological process: regulation of DNA-templated transcription; DNA-templated transcription.
UCUAUCUUUUUCUUUAUUUCAUUUUCUCGUAGUCAUUUUUUGAUUAAUUUUAGAUUCUGUUUUCCUUUUAUUCAGUGUCUGUUGUGUGCGUGUCAGUGUCACUUUUAUGGUUCUUCAAAUCUCUCCGCUACUUAAGCAGUAUUUAAAUUAAACACUGAACUGAAGUUUGUAUGUGUGUGGGAGUUAGUGGAUUUUAUUUCGUAUCCAAUAAGCAAUCUUUGUUUAGAAUUGUUUGUGAAGAAGUAUGUGAUAUAGUUCUUUUGGCUCCAUUUGGCCAAGAAUUUCAUUGAAGCAUGUUUUAAGAGAGUAUGAGCUUUUCAUCUACUCAACUUUCUGCUGUGCGAGGAAUGGGAAUUUACGAGCCAUUCCACCAGAUCAACUCUUGGGGAGACACCUUUAGAGCAGAUGGUACCUUACAUGUCGAUGCAUCCACAAAUCUGCCUGUAGAUACUGGCCUAGACGACAAGGCCGAGUAUGGUUCUCAAGAAUCAGUUGAACCUUCCAGAAGUGAUCAAGAAUCAAACAGACCAGUUGAUAAGAUACAGAGACGCCUGGCACAAAACCGUGAAGCUGCUCGCAAAAGCCGCUUGCGGAAGAAGGCCUAUGUUCAACAACUUGAAUCUAGCCGUUUGAAGUUGGUCCAAUUGGAGCAGGAACUUGAUAGAACCAGGCAACAACUAUCAGUAAAUGUCUUACUGCAGGGUAUAUACAUAAGCAGUGCUGCAGAUCCUGGUCAUUUAGGACUGCCUGGAACUCUUAAUUCAGGAAUCACUACAUUUGAAAUGGAAUAUGCACACUGGCUGGAAGAGCAACAUAGACAUGUUUCUGAACUUAGGAGUGCCUUGCAAGCUCAUAUCACUGACAUAGAGCUAAGGAUACUAGUAGAAAAUGGCUUGAACCACUAUAACAACCUUUUUCGCAUGAAAGCAGAUGCUGCAAAGGCUGAUGUCUUCUAUUUGGUUUCUGGAAAAUGGAGAACAUCAGUGGAACGGUUUUUCCAAUGGAUUGGUGGGUUCCGCCCAUCAGAGCUUCUAAAUGUUCUGAUGUCACAUCUUGAGCCCUUGACGGAUCAGCAACUUGUGGAUGUCUGCAACCUUCGGCAAUGUUCUCAGCAAGCUGAAGAUGCCCUCUCUCAGGGAAUUGAUAAACUUCAGCAAACUCUGACCCAGAGCAUGGCAGCAGAUCUAAGUAUUCCAGGAAGUUACCGGAUUGAGAUGGCUGCUGCUGUAGAAAAAUUGGAAGCACUCGAGGGCUUUGUGAACCAGGCGGAUCAUCUUCGGCAACAAACGUUACAGCAUUUGUCUCGGAUCCUAACAACACGUCAAGCAGCUCGAGGCUUACUUGCGUUGGGAGAAUACUUUCACCGACUUCGUGCUCUAAGUUCACUAUGGGCUGCUCGACCUCGUGAAUCUGCUUAGACAACAGAAUUUUCCUUAGAAAAUGGUAAAACCGCCAUGUCUAGGUCGAUAUACCAGUAGCAUUCUUGCCGCUCCUGCAAAAUGAUGGAAUUUUUGGUGUAUUUAUAUUCUAUUUCUCUCUUUUAAUUUGUCUUAAGAUUUUCCAUAUAUUUUAGGAGCUUCUCAAAUUAGAAAAGGUGUAAAUAUGAACCAUAAUGAUGUGUGUAAGAAGCAAGAAUUAGGUUAUGAAGUUGAUGUUUAAUGCA